AUGGACAGAAUAGAUCUUGUUGCUGCUAUGGAUGAAAGCAUAGAGAAGGUCCUCGAAAACUUUACAGAGGCGAUCCGGUACCUCAAGGUGCGUGGCCUUGGGCGGUGCGAUGAAAUGCACAGCCUGGUAUUCGCUAAUCGUAGGAUUGCAGAUUUGACUGACUCUGCAUUCGAAAUAUACCACUACCUCAUACGCCUCAAGUAUCUACAAGCAGGCAUGAAGCCACAGAAGCAGAAAACAGCCUCGGGGACUAGAAGAGAGCGGUUCAGAAUGCUCUUCAAGCAGUUUGACUCAAACAUUGGGCUGAAAUAA
This is a messenger RNA of Ordospora pajunii, 312 nucleotides long. RefSeq lists its product as uncharacterized. The record is from RefSeq and is a predicted model, not a curated record. Bases 1 to 312 code for a protein of 103 amino acids. The transcript has a single exon. NCBI's taxonomy places the organism in Eukaryota, Fungi, Microsporidia, Ordosporidae.